UGACGCAUAGACUGACGUUUCUCCUCCAUCCAUAAACAAAUAAUAUCCAGCCACAAGACUUUAUCGAAAAAUCGUUGUCGUCGACUUAUUUCCACUUCUGAGAGACUUACACUGAGCUAAUUAAAAUGCGAAUCCCGAUAAUUUAUUGUGCCUACGUUGCCCUGCUUUGUCUUAUCGGUGUGAAUGCCGAAGCAAAAUUGAAAAUUGGCAUUAAAAAACGGGUUGAGUGCACAAAUAAAACGAAAAAAGGCGAUCUGGUUCACAUACAUUAUACGGGUACUCUCGAGGAUGGUACUGAAUUUGAUAGCAGUUUGCCACGCGGCCAACCAUUAACAUUUACAGUUGGUGCCGGGCAGGUGAUCAAAGGAUGGGACCAAGGCCUAUUGGGAAUGUGCGAGGGCGAAAAACGUCGUUUAGUCAUCCCACCGGAACUGGGCUAUGGAAAAUCGGGUGCCGGAGCGAAAAUUCCACCCGAUGCAACAUUGAUUUUCGAAACGGAACUGAUCAAAAUCGAACGAAAAAACGAACUUUAAAUUUUGGAGAGAACUUCAUUUUCAACUUCAUUUUGAUAGAAACAUUUUCCUUUCGUGGCGAUUUCCAAUAAAAGUUUACAUUUUCAAUACUU
Bradysia coprophila is the source of this 625-nucleotide messenger RNA. Its product is annotated as peptidyl-prolyl cis-trans isomerase FKBP2. Gene Ontology annotation, molecular function: peptidyl-prolyl cis-trans isomerase activity. Gene Ontology annotation, biological process: protein peptidyl-prolyl isomerization. Gene Ontology annotation, cellular component: endoplasmic reticulum. Lineage: Eukaryota; Metazoa; Arthropoda; Insecta; Diptera; Sciaridae. The record is from RefSeq and is a predicted model, not a curated record.